AUGCCAGCUGUCGGUAUUGAUUUAGGAACUACAUACUCAUGUGUGGCACAUUUCGCCAAUGAUCGUGUUGAGAUCAUUGCAAAUGACCAGGGUAACAGAACUACCCCAUCAUUCGUCGCUUUCACUGACACCGAGAGACUGAUUGGUGACGCUGCUAAGAACCAAGCUGCUAUGAACCCAGCCAACACCGUUUUCGACGCCAAGCGUUUGAUCGGUAGAAAGUUCUCAGAUGCUGAGACCCAAGCUGAUAUCAAGCACUUCCCAUUCAAGGUCGUUGACAAGGGUGGAAAGCCAAACAUUCAAGUUGAAUUCAAAGGUGAGACUAAGGUCUUCACUCCAGAAGAGAUCUCUUCCAUGGUUUUGACCAAGAUGAAGGACACUGCUGAGCAAUUCCUUGGUGACAAGGUUAACGAUGCCGUUGUCACUGUCCCAGCUUACUUCAACGACUCUCAGAGACAGGCCACUAAGGAUGCUGGUCUCAUUGCCGGUUUGAACGUUAUGAGAAUCAUCAACGAGCCAACCGCUGCUGCCAUUGCCUACGGUUUGGACAAAAAAGCUGAGGGUGAGAAGAACGUUCUGAUCUUCGACUUGGGUGGAGGAACUUUCGAUGUUUCUUUGCUGUCCAUUGAAGACGGUAUUUUCGAGGUCAAGGCUACUGCUGGUGACACUCACUUAGGUGGUGAGGACUUUGACAACAGAUUGGUCAACCACUUCAUCGCUGAAUUCAAGAGAAAGAACAAGAAGGACUUGUCUUCAAACCAAAGAGCUUUGAGAAGAUUGAGAACCGCCUGUGAGCGUGCUAAGAGAACUUUGUCUUCUUCUGCUCAAACUUCCAUCGAGAUCGACUCUUUGUUUGAAGGUGUUGACUUUUACACUUCUUUGACCAGAGCCAGAUUCGAGGAACUGUGUGGUGAUCUAUUCAGAUCUACCAUUGAGCCUGUGGAGAAGGUUUUGAAGGACGCUAAGUUGGACAAGUCCCAAGUCAACGAGAUUGUCUUGGUUGGUGGUUCCACCAGAAUUCCAAAGGUCCAAAAGUUGGUGUCUGACUUCUUCAACGGUAAGGAACCAAACAGAUCUAUCAACCCAGAUGAGGCUGUUGCCUACGGUGCCGCUGUGCAAGCUGCUAUUCUUUCCGGUGACACUUCCUCCAAGACCCAAGAUUUGUUGCUGUUGGACGUUGCUCCUCUGUCCCUGGGUAUUGAGACUGCUGGUGGUAUCAUGACCAAGCUGAUCCCAAGAAACUCUACCAUCCCAACCAAGAAGUCCGAGACUUUCUCCACUUACGCUGACAACCAACCAGGUGUGUUGAUUCAGGUAUACGAGGGUGAGAGAGCCAAGACUGCCGACAACAACUUAUUGGGUAAGUUCGAGCUGUCUGGUAUUCCUCCAGCUCCAAGAGGUGUUCCUCAGAUCGAGGUCACUUUCGACAUGGAUGCCAAUGGUAUCUUGAACGUCUCUGCCGUUGAGAAGGGUACCGGUAAGGCUCAACAGAUCACUAUCACCAACGACAAGGGUAGAUUGUCCAAGGAAGACAUUGAGGCCAUGAUCUCUGAGGCUGAGAAGUACAAGGAUGAAGAUGAGAAGGAGGCUGCCAGAAUCCAAGCUAGAAACGCUCUGGAGUCUUACUCAUUCUCUCUGAAGAACACCUUGAACGAGAAGGAAGUCGGUGAGAAAUUGGAUGCUGCCGACAAGGAGUCUUUGACCAAGGCUAUUGACGAGACUACCUCAUGGAUCGACGAGAACCAAACUGCUACCACCGAAGAGUUCGAGGCUAAGCAAAAGGAAUUGGAGGGUGUUGCUAACCCAAUCAUGACUAAGUUCUACCAGGCCAACGGAGGUGCCCCAGGUGGUGCUGCUCCAGGUGGCUUCCCAGGUGCUGCCGGUGCUGGUGCCGAGGCCCCAGGUGCUGACGGACCAACUGUUGAGGAAGUCGAUUAG
Komagataella phaffii GS115 is the source of this 1938-nucleotide messenger RNA. RefSeq names its product ATPase involved in protein folding and nuclear localization signal (NLS)-directed nuclear transport. Gene Ontology annotation, biological process: protein refolding; SRP-dependent cotranslational protein targeting to membrane, translocation; cellular response to unfolded protein. The record is from RefSeq and is a predicted model, not a curated record. Gene Ontology annotation, molecular function: ATP hydrolysis activity; ATP binding; heat shock protein binding. NCBI's taxonomy places the organism in Eukaryota, Fungi, Ascomycota, Pichiomycetes, Pichiales, Pichiaceae. The coding region runs from base 1 to 1938 and encodes 645 amino acids. The transcript has a single exon. Gene Ontology annotation, cellular component: cytosol; plasma membrane; nucleus.